CUUGAGGUUUAAAGUGGCAUUCUAAAGGCAAUUUUAAAAUCAUGUCAAGCUCUGUUGAACAGAAAAAAGGGCCUACAAGACAGCGCAAAUGUGGCUUCUGUAAGUCAAAUAGAGACAAGGAAUGUGGACAGUUACUAAUAUCUGAAAACCAGAAGGUGGCAGCACACCAUAAGUGCAUGCUCUUUUCAUCUGCUUUGGUAUCAUCACACUCUGAUAAUGAAAGUCUUGGUGGAUUUUCUAUUGAAGAUGUCCAAAAGGAAAUUAAAAGAGGCACAAAGCUGAUGUGUUCUUUGUGCCAUUGUCCUGGAGCAACAAUUGGUUGUGAUGUGAAAACAUGUCACAGGACAUACCACUACCACUGUGCAUUGCAUGAUAAAGCUCAAAUACGCGAGAAACCUUCACAAGGAAUUUACAUGGUUUAUUGCCGAAAACACAAGAAAACUGCACAUAACUCUGAAGCAGCUGAUUUAGAAGAAAGUUUUAACGAACAUGAACUGGAGCCCUCAUCACCUAAAAGUAAAAAGAAAAGUCGCAAAGGAAGGCCAAGAAAAACUAAUUUUAAAGGCCUGUCGGAAGAUACCAGGUCCACGUCCUCUCACGGAACAGAUGAAAUGGAAAGUAGUUCCUAUAGAGAUAGGUCUCCACACAGAAGCAGCCCUAGUGACACCAGGCCUAAAUGUGGAUUUUGUCAUGUAGGGGAGGAAGAAAAUGAAGCAAGAGGAAAGCUGCAUAUAUUCAAUGCCAAGAAGGCAGCUGCACACUAUAAGUGUAUGCUAUUCUCUUCUGGCACAGUCCAGCUCACAACAACAUCGAGAGCAGAAUUUGGAGAUUUUGAUAUUAAAACUGUACUUCAGGAGAUUAAGCGAGGAAAAAGAAUGAAAUGUACACUUUGCAGUCAGCCCGGCGCUACUAUUGGAUGUGAGAUAAAAGCCUGUGUGAAGACUUACCAUUACCACUGUGGGGUACAAGACAAAGCGAAAUACAUUGAAAAUAUGUCACGAGGAAUUUACAAGUUGUAUUGUAAAAAUCAUAGUGGAAAUGAUGAGAGAGAUGAAGAAGAUGAAGAACGAGAGAGUAAAAGCCGGGGCAAAGUAGAACUUGAUCAGCAACAACUAACUCAGCAGCAACUUAAUGGAAACUAGGUUCAUGGGACAGAGUUAGAAAACUGGGAAUGAAUAAGACAUCCAUAACUGCUAUUCUUUUUUCACUGUUUUCUAAAAUCAAAAAGGGUUUGUAACUGUUUACUGCCCCACUCUUAGAUCCUUCAUUGAACUGCCUAAAAACGUCUCGUUUGUUUUAUGAGCCUUCAGUAGACAGCUGACUUUGACAUGUUGAUAUUACGUAGCUGUAGUUUGCAGUUUCUGGGAAGCAAUCGAAACACUAUUAACCCUGUGUAUAGUGUCAGCAGUUAAAGCAGACAUUGAAAUGAAGUAAGCUAUAUUUCUAGACUGAACAAAGUUCUACUGUUUAGAGUGUUUAAGUUUGUUUAGUGGAUUCAUACUCAAGGGAAAGCAUAAGCAAGUUUUACUUCACAAUGCAAACAUGCCUGUGGAGGCAACACAUGGUAAUUUGUGGAUUGUUUUUUUUUCACACUCAAGUAACGGAGGCUAGAAAUGAAGAGAACUUUCUUUUUCUCUUGGCUUUGACAGCACAUGCUAGAACUCUCUUCCAAGAAUGUGCACUAAAGCUUUUCAUUUGGUUCCUGUUAAAGUUGUUCUCACUAACCAGCAUGGACUCGGGCAACUGGUGAUUGUAAGCUAUGAGCUCCAGUGCUUAUGCCAAAAUUCUCUUGACAACACACCUCUUCUCUUUCCAUGUCAUACAAAGAGCUUCUGGCGAAAUGAUUGAAUCCUUUCAAGUUUAAACUCCUAUUUGGCAACAGCAAAUUAAACCUCUUAAAGAUUUAAAGGGUUACCACUCGCUAAGGACUUUAGACGCAAUGUCUGAAAACUCGUUCCUCUCAAGUGCCCUGUCGUGUGGAACACUUCACAUAUUGGCCCAAAGUAUGUAAGGAGGUCUCGUGUGUUGUAGGAGUAAAAACAGUCUUUGCAGAAAACAGUAUUUAUUUUUAGUUUUGUGACCACUAUUUUAGAAACUUUAUUUAAUAUUUUUAAUGUGUUCAGUCAUUGUUAUUGGUUAUCUAUUAAAUAGGCUUUUGUGCCCUGCUCCUCUUCUGGUAGGGCUUGCUGUUAUUGUAUUGAUCAUCAGAAUUGUUGACGGAAGCCUAAGAACCCAGCUUUGUAGAAAGGAUUUUCACACUGGCAUUUCCAGCUAGUGAUAUUCUCUUCCACUUACUGCUGAAGCACAUUUAUGUAUUUCUUUAUGGCAAAACCAAAAAACUUGCGUUGUGGUCUGCCUGAUAUUACCAUAGCACCUCAAUACCAAGGGUAGGGAUUCUGAUUUCUGAAUUAUUAGUCAACCUACCAUAAUACAGCAAAUUUGCAGAUAAAGAAUACCAUCUUCACGUGACUGUACUUCGAGAUAUUCUGUAGCUGAUAGAACAGCAUUUUUAAAAUGUAACAGGUGGAAAAUUACACUGUGCUUAAUUAAUGACUGAUUUUUUUUUAAACUGCUAGUCCCUUAAGGUUACAUUUUAUCAUGUGUCUAGCCACACAUUUACUUAAAUCAAGGGACUCAAUGCUUGCUUUAUUUUAAUCAUGUCUCAUUGUUAUUUUUAGAAGGAAACUAGCUUUAGUAGUGGGUUGCCCUAUAUGUUUCUCUUUUUGCUCUUAAUAUGCCAUUGGAUUUUUUGUGUGUAUGUGAUUUUCAAAAAUUCACCAUGACUUGAAGUGCAAGGACAGAUCUAAAUGUUUGUUUACCAAGCUAUGUGACUUUUCCCAAAGGAUCUGUACUUUAUUUCCUUACAACAGCUUGAAAACCAUUAUUUUUUAAAUCUUCAAAUCACUGUGUCUAGAUCAGUUUUACAUUGUGUGCCACAGACUUACCCAUGGGACUACAGACAGAGCUCCUUCAUUUCUGGACUACUGUAAUGAAUUUUUUUAGGAAAAAUGGAAGGUACCAGGGGUAAUCAUGGCCAGUCAAUAAUUAUAUAAAGGACUUCAAAUACUUUAGCUGUCAAUCAGUGGAUUUAUCAUGUAGUGAAAUGUAUGAUUUUUGUAUGAGUUGCUUCAGCCCUUUCUCUGCCACUAGCCACCAGAAUAGCACUUUACCUUUUGGUUGGCUAGGUAAGUGGCUGCCUACCUGUUUUAUUCACUGUGGUGUGAUUGGCUAAUCGAUACUUCAUUAAAAAUUGAAAUGUAAAUUAAAGUCACAUGAAAAAUCACCGUUGGUUGUAAAUCUUCAAUAGUUUGAUUUUCUAAUCAUGUUUUUGUCACAUGCUGAGUAAAAGUGCCUUACAAUGUAAAAAUUGUACAGUACUUAUGUUCCCAAGUAGCAUCAUCAUCUUCUGGGUAGUGAUUACAUUGUGGUAUUAAUAUUUAGAAAAAAAUGGACCUCAGCAGUGUAUUUACUGUACAUCUCUUAAGUCCUUAACUGUAGUUUUAAUAAGCAUGACAUUAUUUGAUAAGUAUAUAACAUUUACAUCAUUUCAAGAAAAAAAUACUGCCAUUACCGUCUUUUAUGCAUAUUUUAGCCUGAAAUUUUGAAGCGUCUUUCGUUCCUUUUUUCUUUUUUUUUAUGUUUUUUUCUUUUGUUAUCGAUAUUAAACAGUGUAAUCUUUGCAAGCGUAUAUUGAAGAUUAUUCUGGAGCAUUUAUUGCCUUACCAGAAAUGUUAGUAAGAAAUGUUCUUUAGGAGUAGAAAGAUAGACUUGAGUUUCUAUACUUUAAUAAGAGCUCUUUGUUCCUAGGGGGAGGCGGGGUGGGGGGUAAAUUUUCCUUUCAUCUCAAUUUAUGAAAAACCCACAGCUGAAAGAAAUUUUAUUUCAAGGAUCAGUAAUUUUAGAAUUUCAGAGAGUACUUGCUCAGAAGUGUGUGCUCCUCAAGAUAUGAAGAGAAUAACAAGAUCUGUAGGUCUACUAUUAAAUCAGAAUCUAUGUACUUGAACAAAUGUGUGAAUCUCAAAUAUCUCAAAGCAAAAGAAAAAGUGUUCUAGAAUGUUGUUGCUUUUUUGAAAAGCACUGAAGUUAGACCAAGGUAUACAGUUUUGUUCUAACAGACAUUUAGGUUCAUUGUAAAGAUAAGGAAUGCAUUAUGGGUCAAAAAAAAAGCAAACAUUCCUCUCAUGUUAUGUAUAUUUUGUUCCUGUUAUAUUGGCUUUAUUUUCAAAAAUGUAGUUUGUAGUAUUAGUUUCCUUUUAUUGGUAUUGCAUAUACUAUUCAUUCAAUAAAUGAGUUAUGACUUUGA
Molecule: messenger RNA, 4303 nt
Organism: Tupaia belangeri chinensis (Chinese tree shrew)
Lineage: Eukaryota; Metazoa; Chordata; Mammalia; Scandentia; Tupaiidae
Gene: PHF6
Product: PHD finger protein 6
Exons: 10
Coding region: 42-1142 (366 amino acids)
Cellular component (GO): nucleus
Molecular function (GO): histone binding; histone deacetylase binding
Source: RefSeq, a predicted model, not a curated record